This is a messenger RNA of Impatiens glandulifera, 1278 nucleotides long. Its product is annotated as CASP-like protein 4C1. The transcript has 3 exons. The record is from RefSeq and is a predicted model, not a curated record. Bases 467 to 1060 code for a protein of 197 amino acids. NCBI's taxonomy places the organism in Eukaryota, Viridiplantae, Streptophyta, Magnoliopsida, Ericales, Balsaminaceae.
AAUGGAAAAAGAUAGCGAAAAAGAAGAAAGAAAGAAAAGGAGAAAAGGCAAAGAGAGAAAGAGAGGAAGAAAGGAAAGUCUCUCUCCCACACUUACUCACCUGACCUGACCAUUUCUCUCUCUCUCUCUCUCUCUCCCUUCUUCUUCCUCCUCGCUGUCUUGGCUGCUGUCUCCGUCUCCACUCACAGAAACUUCUCUCUCUCUCUCUUUCUUUCUUCUUUGCAAAACCCCCUUUUCGGCUCCUCUGUUUAUAUCUUCUUUCCCCUUUUACACACAUAAACAUAUUUAUACAAAACCCUUCUCUCCAAUGGAGUCCUUGCGAUGUCUCGUGACUCCAAACCAUCAAUCGAAUUUUCCAUAAUCAAUCAAUGACUUGUCUUUUUCAUCACCUCCCCUCUUCUUCUUCCUCUUCCUCCUCUUAGCCGUCGUCCAUUUCUCUCUCUCUAUAUAUAUAUCUACAGCUGACAUGCGGUCUCCACAGUCGCGCCGGAACGGGGAGACACCGUCGCCUCGUCCACGAAUCCAAGUUUCCCCACCUCACUUCCACUCCACAGUCUCGGAGCAGAAACUCAGGCGAUUCAAUAUGCUCAUACUUAUUUUCCGGCUUGGCUCUUUCUGUUUCACCGUCGCCGCCGCUAUAUUCAUGGUCGUAAACCCUAGAGGCUCCAAUUCACCUCGCUGGUACGAUUACGGCUCAUUCAGAUAUGUCCUCGCUGCGAAUGGCAUAGUAGCAGUGUAUUCAUUGGUGGAAAUGGCGGCCGCCGUUUGGGAAAUUUCCACCGGCGUCACGAUUUUUCCCGAGAUUUUUCAAGUUUGGUUCGAUUUCAGCCAUGAUCAGGUUUUUGCGUACCUGUUGCUGUCGGCAUCAUCGACGGGGGCUGGGUUUGCCCGGACGCUGAGGACGACGGGCACGUGUACGGGUAGCAACGCGUUUUGCGUGCAGACGGCUAUAUCUGUAGCUUUGGGAUUUAUCGGGUUUGCGUUUGUGGGUCUGUCGUCGUUGCUUUCGGGUUUCCGGGUGGCCUGUUUCAUAGUCAAGGGCUCUCGAUUUCACAUCUGAAAAAAAACAGUAGAGUAGGAAGAAGAAGAAGGGGUUUGGUGAAAUGAAAGAAAGAAAGAAAAGAUGUCAAGAUUUGACAGUAAUUUGAACGGAUAUGAUGUGUUGGUCACAUGGAGUGUUUGUGUUCCCUUCCCAUAGGAUAUCAUUACAACAACCAACAAAUUUGAAAUUGAAUUUUCAUUUCAUUCUUCUUUUUUUGUGCAUAUAUUAUUAUUAUU